CUCUGACCGCAUUGGCUUCUCUCGGGAUCUUUCCAGUCCUAGCAACUGGGGAACCAUUGCUAUAGAGAUCGCGCUGAGCUCCUCCAACACAACAGAAGAGCUGGAGUUGCGGUUUGAACAGAGCAUAAUUCCAGGGACUCCAUCUUCAUCUCGUCCACACAGCAGGGGACAACAGGAAGAAGUCCCAACCCAGAGAACUAAGGGUCAAGGACCACAACAUGGAGGCAGGCACUAGAGCCAUUGUGAAGCUCAGAACAAAGUGUCUGGAAAGAGGAGCGGCAGGAAUGAAGGGUCUUGCCAGGCAUCUUCGCAUCCUGGCCGAUGAAAAGAGCCAGUCCUUGGACCUGGAGGGAUUCCUGAAAGGUCUUCAGGAUGCCGGGUACUCUCUGGAGCGGGAGGAAGCCCAGCAGAUUUUCAGCCUCUGCGACAAGGGCCAGAAUGGCACACUGGAUUUCACAGAGUUCCUGGAGGCCCUGCGGCCUCCCAUGUCUGAAGCCCGGAAGGAGGUCAUCAGCAAGGCAUUCCAGAAACUGGACAAGACCGGCGAUGGCUUGGUGACCACUGAGGACCUCCAGGGGGUCUACCAAGGCCAGGCCCACCCCAAGUUCAAGAGCGGGGAGUGGACAGAGGAGCAGGUCUUUCGCUCCUUCCUGGACAGCUUUGACUCUGACAAGGACGGGAAGGUCACAGCUGAAGAGUUCCUGAACUAUUACAGUGGCAUCAGUGCCUCCAUUGAGAGUGACGAGUACUUUGUGGACAUGCUGAAGGCAGCCUGGAAGCUCUAGGCGGGGAGAAGCGGCAACCGACCUGCCUCCUCCCAUGGCACCGGAGGCUUGCCUUAGAGGCAGAGGGCUAUUGGGGGGGGGGAAUGUAUCAAUACCCUCGCUUUUCUCCA
Messenger RNA from Gekko japonicus, 895 nucleotides. It is a transcript of the gene CAPS, whose product is annotated as calcyphosine. Bases 219 to 785 code for a protein of 188 amino acids. Gene Ontology annotation, molecular function: calcium ion binding. The transcript has 6 exons. NCBI's taxonomy places the organism in Eukaryota, Metazoa, Chordata, Lepidosauria, Squamata, Gekkonidae. The record is from RefSeq and is a predicted model, not a curated record.